AUGGGCAUGCUAGUUAGUUUUCCUUUCUUUCUUCCUCUUAUUCAUUUAUUUAUUCAUUUUUUUCUUUCUCUAUUUAUUUACUUCUUCCUUUCUUCCUCCUUUCCUUCCUUCCUUCCUUCUUUCUUUCUUUCUUUCUUUCUUUCUUUCUUUACUUGUUUUGUUUCUUUUUUAUUUAUUUAUUCAUUCUUUUCUAUAUUUAUUUCACCCUUUCUUUCCUUCUUCCUUUUUCUUUCUUUCUUUCUUUCUUUCUUUCAUUCUUUAUUUAUUUGUUUCUUUCUUUCUUUUUUUAUUUAUUUAUUCCUUUAUUUAUUUAUUUAUUUCUUCCUUUUCUUUGAUUCUUUCUUUUCUUCUUUCUUUAUUGGUUUGUUUGUUUGCUUGUUUCUUUUUUCUUUAUUUAUUUCAUCCUACAUUUCUUUAUUUCACCCUUUCUUUAUUUCUUCUUUUUCUUUCUUUCUUUCUUUCUUUCUUUCUUUCUUUCUUACUUUGCGCCGAAAAACUAAAACGUUUACUCUCUCGAAUGGUUCGAUGAUUCGGCUGCAAAUUCGAAAUAACUCGUCCAUCGCUCAGCACAUCAAAAUAAUCAAAAAAACAUUGAGACAAUUUCUUUUCUAG
Messenger RNA from Acanthosepion pharaonis, 612 nucleotides. The record is from the annotation of a GenBank genome assembly. Lineage: Eukaryota; Metazoa; Mollusca; Cephalopoda; Sepiida; Sepiidae.